This is a messenger RNA of Caenorhabditis briggsae, 480 nucleotides long. The transcript has 3 exons. Gene Ontology annotation, molecular function: protein binding. Lineage: Eukaryota; Metazoa; Nematoda; Chromadorea; Rhabditida; Rhabditidae. Bases 1 to 480 code for a protein of 159 amino acids. The record is from RefSeq and is a predicted model, not a curated record.
AUGACGGAGCCAUUGAAAGAAAUGGGAUCAUCAAUUCGUAGUAAAUAUGAUGAAGAUGACACUCCAGCAUCUUUUACAAUUCUAAUUCGUACUUCAUCCAAUUCGUGUUCCGAUGGACCCGUUGAGAAGAUAUCAGUGAUGAUAAGAGAUGAUGAGGGACGGGCUACUGAUAAGCAGGCAUUGAGAUACUCCCAUACACAUUCGACUCCUUUUCAGAAGGGACAUACCGACAUGUUUGUGAUGACCAAUCAGCCAUCAUUGGGACCACUGACCAACUUCGAAAUUCAUUACGAUGGAAACAAAGAGCCACUUGGGACACCGUGGAAAUUCCAUACCGUAGUGAUUUUUCAUCACGAGAAUGGGCGUGUCUAUAAUUUUCAAACUGACGAGAAGCAAUCAUCGGAAUGCGUGUCAGUGUUGAUUUGUAAGGAUGAUGGAAUCCAGGCGAUGCCUAUCAAAUUGAGAGAUCCAUUUUUCUGA